Messenger RNA from Owenia fusiformis, 1071 nucleotides. The record is from the annotation of a GenBank genome assembly. Lineage: Eukaryota; Metazoa; Annelida; Polychaeta; Sabellida; Oweniidae.
CCGACAUAUUUUAAGAUCUGCAAAUAAUAACCCAGGAACACUCGACAAAGCUGAUUACUGCCAAGAGUGAUGAAUAAAUGAAUAUAAAAAUACUAUCUUUGUACUGUUAUGAGGAUGAUAUUUUAGAAAAAACACCAACCAUGGAUUACGCAAGGAUUUUAUAUCUCUUUGUUAAUCUUAUUGUUUUGAGGGAAAUUUUACACGCAGAUGCCCUAAACCUUAUUGAAAAGUUGAAACAAGCUAAACUUCAAAAUACAGGAGUUGGUAUAUUCGAGAAAAUUAUCAUAGGCACACAUGGACUCUCUGCACGUGUUAUACGAAAAAAACCGCCACCAGUUGUUGACGACGUUGUUUUUGCCGCAGGAGCAGGGAAUCAGGAUGGGUCGAAAUACAAAGUAUGUGCAGACAUUGUAUUUGCAAAUGAUGCAUCUUGUUCAUUGGCCAACAAAGUCAAGACAGACCAAGUGGACCUCUUAGUCGCUAUAGCGAGUAGAAUAGAGAUUUCAGAUAAAAGUGCAAGAAUUGGGGCGUUUUCUUAUGGUCACAACGUCCAUAAAGAAAGUAAAAUGGAUUUCAGCCCUAGGUCAAAUAGAUCUACCAUUCUGGAUGGAUUAAAUAAUAUCGCAAGAAAUCUAGAUCGUUGUAGGACCAUGCCUUAUCGGGCGAUGAGAGAGUCAAUAAAUUAUUUUACAGGGACCGAUGAUCGAGAUGAUGAUGUAUACAAGGAUGUUUUGAUUUUCAUAGGAGAUGGCUGGACAUCGCCACCGCGGACACGCAAAUUAAAUACAAAAGAGGCAAAACGACUUAAGAAAGAAAAUGUUGAGAUUCUAUGGAUAAAAACAAAAGCGAAAGAAAAUCAUGAAGAAAGGAAGCAAACUAAAAAUGGUGGCACUGCAGAAGAUGUCGAGAUUCUACCGAUUGUAAAAGAUGCCAAUAAAAUCUUUCAAUACCCUCCAGGCCAUCUUGAACGUAUUGCUGAAGAAGUUGGCCAAUUUCUAGCUUCGCGUUAUUUUUGCAAGGAAUAAAUCCACGAUAUUCAUGGUUAAAAGUGGGGCAUGUUUUCGAUUUUGA